Molecule: messenger RNA, 4101 nt
Organism: Strongylocentrotus purpuratus (purple sea urchin)
Lineage: Eukaryota; Metazoa; Echinodermata; Echinoidea; Camarodonta; Strongylocentrotidae
Product: synaptonemal complex protein 1-like
Exons: 12
Coding region: 130-3753 (1207 amino acids)
Source: RefSeq, a predicted model, not a curated record
GACAGUCAAGUGGAAGAGAUAGUCUAAUAACACUGUUUUUGAAGAAGAUUUCAUAUGCAGAGGUCCAAGCUGUCUACAUUCUCACAUGGCUAAGAGUUUACACACAUCAACACGACAGACAGAAUCAAGAUGGAUAGUUUGAAGUUGAAAGAUCUGUUAAUAGAAGUAGUAGAAGAACUGAAGAUUGCCAGAAUAACAGUGGCUGAGAACGAAGAUCGUAUUCAACAACUUGUGAAAGAAUGCCAUAACAAAGAGAGGAAAUUGGAAGAGGAAGCUCUUGAGACACAGUCACUCAAAGACAAACAUGAAGAGACUGAGAAUAUUUUAAGUAAGGCUUCGGAUGAUAAGAUCAAACACCUCGAGACUGAGAAGGCUAAACUCCAGUUGGCUGUAGAGAGUUGGGAAAAGGAAAUGAAAACUAUGAAAGAAGAAGUCCGAACUUUGCAGCUAUCCAAGUACAACCUCGAGAGGACAGUGCGGGAGCAGCACCAUAGACUCCAAACCCAGGGUCAGAUCAAGACCUCAAAUUCUGAGCAGGUGGCAGAUAUUGAGAACAGAUGCAAGCAUCUUCAAAAGGAGAUGGCGUCUUAUAGCGAUGCACUCAAUAUCCUCAAAAAGGAAGUGACUGAAGCUGGUGUAUUGAAUAGGAUGUUAGCAUCGACCAACAGUCAUCAGAAGUGUCAGAUAUCAUCACUGAGAGAUGAGCUGGAGAAGAAACAGCAAGACAUAAUGAAGCUGCGUGUUCAUGUCACUGAAAUGCCAGACAGCGCUAGCGACCAGAGGGAGAUGACUGAACUGAGGAUAGAACAGCUGAAUAAAGAAUUGAAACAGGUGGCACAAAUAAAUCAAGAUUUGAAGAGUCAGCUUGAGGAAACUAGACUAGCUCAUCAGGUGACUCGAGCACAGCUGCAAGAAUCGCAAGACCUCGCACAACGGUGCAUGGCAUCCACCAAAACACUGACAGAGAGGGCUACCCAGCAAGAAGCACAGGUAACAGCACUCACAAAAGAAUGCGCUUUGGUGUCGGAGCAACACACAAAAGCAGAGACAGAAGUCGCUGGACUACACCACGAAAUGGAUGGUUGGGAGGCAAAGAGAAAAGCUGAUCUCCUUAUUCUGGAAGAGGAAACAGAGAAAGUAAAGAACCAAUGCAGUAAUCUUAAGAAAACCGUACAAAAUCUGGAGGAUAUCAACACUAGUUGGGCGUCCAAAAAUCAGGCCAUGAAAAAGGAUAUGCAAGAUUUAAAGAUGGAGCUCGACACCCAGUCUGCAGAAUUGGACCAGUUGAAGCUCCCGAUUUGCAAGUGUGACAGAGAUACCCAGACUCGCUCAAGCACCAACAGCGAUAAUUGUUACGCAAGUACUACCAUGACAGACAGAAAUGAAUGUGCCUCAAUCCUGGCUGUUGAGGAAUUAACUCCAGAAUCAGUCAAGGUUGAGGAUACACAGACGGUGAGGCAGAGCAAAACUCAGGACUUUCAAGUGGAAGGACAGCAGGAAGUGCAUCAAGGAGAGGAAAGGAACAGCCUCAUCCAAGAAGCGGAUACUGCCCACGCAACACCUUCCACUUCAGCUCGUGGUAAUUUGCAAGAGACCAUGGUGUGCAGCCUCAAGGAUGAAACGGCGCGAGGUACAAGAGAUCAUAUGAAUGAGCAGAGGACAGAGGAACAGUCCUUAGAUAACUUCAAAGACAACAUUCCUAUUGAGGAUUUGCCGGUGGAAGUAGCAAUUGUGGCGGAGCAGAUCCAGAAGUGUAAAGGCGAAGGAGAUACCUUACAGGAUGUGUCAGCGGGUGAAGAAAUCAGUCAGAACCAAUUGCGGAGUAUCGUUGUUACAGGCCCUUCGAAUAUGCCAGGACAUUCGUCUGACGAGUUGAGCUUGAAUCAUCAGAAGGACACUCAACCAAAAAGAGUUGGGACAGGACAAAGUGCUGAUGCAUUCGAUACCUUGACUACGACAUUGACGACUUUGAACACGAUCUCAUUGAAGACAUACAGUGGAAGUUUGGAAGUCCCUGCCAAGGCAAACUAUAUUACGACUUCUCAAGCACGUUUGGGUAACCAACAACUACCAGCUGAGCUAGGCAACAAUCCAGGAAGAAUCAUACCACUGGACAAGGAAGAAACAUCACCUCCUGUACAGGAAAGCAAAACAUCACCCGAGACGUACACUGAUAAUGAACCUGAUGCUUGUGUAGGUAAAGCUGAAGAGGCACGAUCCCACAGUGUAGUAUUAGAUGUAUUUGGGAAUCAAAAUCAAGUUGACGCAUACGAUGAAGACAUCGUGAUUCCCCGUACCUACGUUGAAGAAAAUUCCAGUCGUUGCAGAGGUGAAGAAAAAGGAGAACUGCAAGAACGUGAGCCAGUAGAAUGUGACAGUGUUGCGCAUGCUCAUGAGGCAAAUGUAUUUCACGAGGUAGGGAAAGACAGGUUGCCAGGAGGUGCAGGAACUAGACAGGGAGAGAUUGGGUUGUCUUUAGAGAGUGGCCAGGUCAGUCUGAAGAGUGACAACAUAGAAGCCUCAAAGACAUUGCCAGUUUUUAUCCUAUCCACAGAAACGAUACCAGGUAAUAGCAAGUUUAUUCCAACAUCGAAACUGAUGGGGAUUUCUGUAACAUCUGAAGAACCUUCUACACCAAAAGACAUAAGUAAGAGAGGCACAUUGGCAAAGAGUGCCCUUUCUGAAACUGAUGGUACAGAGACUUUGCCUCAAGAGGAAAAUGGUCCUCAAGAUAUUAAUAGUUCACAGUCUUGUUAUGAUUCCACAGAUAGGAAGGAAAGACCUUUGUCAGCAACGAAUCUCUGUGAACCAGGCAACUACAACAUCUUGAGGAAGAAAGGAGAAUCCUCUCCUCUGACUACCAAGCCUACGUUUUUUCAGACGCCCAAGCGAAAGCACGCACCUUCCUUGCAUCAGGUGUCCAGUCCUCCAUUUGUUCCCAAACCACCUACAUUUGUGCCUGACAUAUCUGCAUUUUCUUACAUGUCAAACUCUGAACCAUUGUCCUCUUUACGCAACAUCGAUGACCGUCAAAAGCACCCUCUAGCUAAGACAAAGUCCACGUGGUCGUCUCCUAGCGUGAAGAAGAGUAGUGAGUUUGGAAGUGCAAAGUCAUACUCUUCUUGGAAGACCCUUGAUCAGCUGAGAAUGCAGCCACAUCAGCAUCAGAGCAACCAAACAACGAGAAUGCCCGUGAGGUUCUCCCACCUUCCACCAUCAGCCCAGCAACUUCACCAAUCCCUCUGCCACACCACAUCCUCGCCAACCUUGACAUCGUCACCUACCAUUCAUCAUCCGACAAGUAAUUUGACUGCUCAACAGUCAACAGAUCCGCCGAGACCUCUUGGCCUUUCGGAAGACAGUAUCCUCGAGACAUCAACAACUCGGGCUAAAGAAAUCCACAGCGUCAUGCCAAGACUAACGCAUGGAAGAUCAAUCAUUGACAGCAGCUCUGGAAGAGACGAUCACAGCCACUUCCAAGAGAAAAUAUCAUCUACAACAAAACAGGUAACUGAGUCAAAUCCAACCAGUCCGAAGUACCCUCCUGUACCAGUCAACCUCGCGACGAGGCGGCUGCCUCCCCGCUCGGACCAAGAUCGUGAAGGUGCUGCAGGGGAUGCAGGCGGAGAUGCAAGUCUCUUCUCCGACGACGAAUGCGAGGAAGACAUGAAAGAUGGCGUGGCCAGCCAGAUCGAUCGUAUCCAGAACUUUCUGAAGAAGGACCGAUUGCGGAAAAGAGCGAAAUUAGAGUGAACUCUUCCACUCCGUUUGUCGACAUAAUUAAGCCAAGAACAGAAACCCUUUCUUGAUGAAAGAUCGGUUGAAAAGAGUAAACUUACUAAACUUUUCUUUCCAUAACGGUCCAUAUUCAUUAAAGUCUCGUUGCGUUUUGUAUUGUAUUAACGAUUUUAAGUAGACCGGGCAGCUUUUAGAGAAACGAUCAUAAGUACAAGUUCCCACUAGUUCAACAUCAUAUUGAAAAUCAUGUAUUAGGGUUGUGGGUAAACUGCGUGGUAGUAGUCGAGGGUUUUGUGAAACGAUGCCCUCUCUUUAUCAGGCUAAGGCCUAAAACAAAAAAGAUGUUGUAUUACCCUUUAGGUG